AUGAAGCUGCUUCAGGUUCUCAUUAUUCUGCUGUUUGUGGUACUUGCAGAUGGUAUGCAACCCAAAAAAUGUUUUAACAAUGUAGAAGGCUACUGCAGGAAGAAAUGCAAAUUAAGGGAGAUAUCGGAGGUGGGAUGCCGGCAUGGGAAAUACUGUUGCGUCAAUGAACUGGAAAACAAAAAGCACAAAAUCCUCCAGGAGCCAGCCCAACCCAGCGAGAACUCAAAAGCAGUCCAAGACUAUUUUGUCCUGCCCACCAUCACAUACUUUACCAUCACUAUCUGA
Onychomys torridus (southern grasshopper mouse) is the source of this 285-nucleotide messenger RNA. It is a transcript of the gene Defb128, whose product is annotated as defensin beta 128. Gene Ontology annotation, biological process: innate immune response. The transcript has 2 exons. Bases 1 to 285 code for a protein of 94 amino acids. The record is from RefSeq and is a predicted model, not a curated record. Lineage: Eukaryota; Metazoa; Chordata; Mammalia; Rodentia; Cricetidae. Gene Ontology annotation, cellular component: extracellular region.